UCGCGUAUUCAAUCAUUGUUGAGAUCAAUUUUUAUUGAAUUACUCUUUCUUUUUGUUAUUGCUCCAGCUCAACCCAAUCUCUUUGUCUUUCAUCCAUAGGAGCAAUUGUUUUGUUUCAACAGCUUGUUGGUCAGAUUAUUGGUUAUCUAUCAGUGUUUUGAUUUUUUCAUUGUUAUUCUGGCUAUUAAUAGGAAACCAUGGAAGAUCCUGACAUACUUAUUCCUACAGAAGGUGAUUUAAUUGUACCAAUUCAAGUUAAAUAUGAAUUUCUUGACCACACAGCCGAUGUCCAGGGGUGAUUCGUUGAAAGAAGCCUUUGAACAAGCUGCUGUGGCUAUGUCAGCUUACAUGACCGACAUCAAGUCCGUCUCGAUUGAUAAAGUAGUUGAGAUUCAGGUUCAAGGCGAAGAUAUGCUUUCUCUGUUGUACCAGUUUUUGGAUGAAGUUUUAUUCCUUUUCAAUGCAGAGCCAAAUUUAAUUUGCAAGAAAGUGGAGAUAGUCGAGUUUGAUCAAGAAGAGUUCACCAUAAAGGCUCGAUGUUGUGGAGAGGUAUUCGACUUGGAUAAACACCCUCAAGGAACAGAAAUCAAGGCUAUAACUUAUUCAAAUAUGCAGAUACACGAUAAAGAGGUGUAUGUAAUAAUCGACAUUUGAAGAAUUGUAAUUUACUGAUUGUCUCUACUGUUACCCAAAAGACUCAAUAAAUCGAUUAUUUUUGGAUGCAAAAAUGAUCAUAUAACUAUUCA
Messenger RNA from Tetranychus urticae (two-spotted spider mite), 746 nucleotides. It is a transcript of the gene Archease, whose product is annotated as protein archease. Gene Ontology annotation, cellular component: tRNA-splicing ligase complex. The record is from RefSeq and is a predicted model, not a curated record. NCBI's taxonomy places the organism in Eukaryota, Metazoa, Arthropoda, Arachnida, Trombidiformes, Tetranychidae. Gene Ontology annotation, biological process: tRNA splicing, via endonucleolytic cleavage and ligation.